Molecule: messenger RNA, 2512 nt
Organism: Triticum urartu
Lineage: Eukaryota; Viridiplantae; Streptophyta; Magnoliopsida; Poales; Poaceae
Source: RefSeq, a predicted model, not a curated record
CUUCACAGCGACCCUCCAGAAGCUCUGGCUCAACAACCAGCUCGGCGAGGCCAAGCUCUCCGGCACGCUCGACGUGCUCGCCGGGAUGGCCGACCUCCAGCAGGCGUGGCUGCACGGCAACCAGUUCACCGGCCCCAUCCCCGACGCCAUCUCCAACUGCAAGCAGCUCGUCGACCUAAAGCUCAACAACAACGACCUCGUCGGCCUCGUGCCGCCCGGCCUCACCGCCCUGCCGCUGCUCCGCGACGUCAAGCUCGACAACAACAACCUCGUCGGCCCCGCCCCGGCGCUCAAGUCCGGCAACCUCACCUCCUCCCAUAACGGCUUCUGCGCCGUCAAGCCCGAGGACAAGUGCGCGCCGGAGGUCAUGGCAUUGCUCCAGUUCCAAGCCGAGGCUGGUUAUCCCGUCAAGCUGACCAGUUCAUGGUCCGGGAACGACCCCUGCAAGGGCUGGCUGGGCGUCACCUGCUCCCAGGGCAAGGUGUCGGUGCUCAAUCUGCCGUCCUCUGGCCUCAAUGGCACCAUCAGCAAGAGCCUCGGAGACCUGUCUGCGCUCUCGGACAUCAGGCUCGAUAGCAAUCACCUCACCGGGCAUGUGCCGGACAGCCUCACCGGCCUCAAGCUGCUAAAGAAGCUUGAUUUGGGCAUGAACGACCUGAAUGGGCCUCUGCCGGCCUUCAGACCGGACGUGAAUGUCAUCCUCACCGGCAAUCCCAACUUCAACACGAAGACGUCGCCGGGUGGUUCUGCUCCCAAGGAUGCCCCUCAUUCACCAACAACGCCUGGCGCGCCGGGUUCACAAGGCCAAGGCGCUGCCUCCCCAGGCCAAAGGAACAAGAAGAGCAAAAUUUUGUUGGCUACCACCAUUCCGGUUGCGAUCGGCGUGGUGGCUCUGCUGUCACUGGGUGCUGUGGUGCUCUUCUGCAAGAAAAAUGGGUCCUCGGUUCAGCCACAGGCGACCUCCUCCGUCGUCGUCCACCCCCGAAACAGUUCUGGCCCAGACAACUUGGUCAAGAUUGUCAUGACAAGCAAUGACAGCUUCGGCGCGACGUCAAGCGGCACCAGCAGCCGGGAUAGUGACAUCCACAUGAUCGAGGCGCGCAAUUUUGUGAUAUCCGUGCAGGUUCUUCGUUGUGCCACCAAGAACUUUGCUCCGGAUAAUGUGCUUGGCCGUGGCGGAUUCGGUGUCGUUUACAAAGGGGUGCUGCACGAUGGCACGAUGAUUGCUGUGAAGAGGAUGGAGUCCUCGGUGAUCAGCAACAAGGCCCUUGAUGAGUUCCAAGCAGAGAUUGCCAUUCUAACCAAGGUCCGGCACCGCAACCUGGUGUCGAUAAUGGGCUAUGGUAUCGAAGGGAAUGAAAGGCUGCUGGUCUACGAGCACAUGUCCAACGGAGCGCUGAGCAAGCAUCUGUUCCACUGGAAGCAGCAUGAGCUGGAGCCCCUCUCGUGGAAGAAGAGGCUCAACAUCGCAUUAGAUGUUGCUCGCGGAAUGGAGUAUCUGCACACCCUCGCACAGCAGUGCUACAUUCACAGGGAUCUUAAGUCGGCAAACAUUCUACUUGGCGAUGAUUUCCGAGCAAAGGUGUCGGAUUUCGGGCUCCUUAAAUCUGCGCCGGACGGGAACUUCUCUGUGGCAACCAGACUAGCUGGAACUUUUGGAUACUUGGCGCCUGAAUAUGCUGUGACCGGAAAAAUCACCACAAAAGCGGACGUUUUCAGCUUCGGGGUGGUGCUGAUGGAGCUGAUAACCGGAAUGACCGCCAUCGACGAGAGACGUAUCGACGAGGAAACCCGGUAUCUGGCGUCCUGGUUCGGUCAGAUAAGGAAGGACGAAGAGAAGUUCAGGGCAGCCAUCGACCCGACCCUGGAGCUCACCGACGAGAUUUUCGAGAGCAUCUCGGUGGUCGCGGAGCUGGCCGGCCACUGCACCUCCCGGGAGCCCUCGCAGCGGCCGGACAUGGGCCAUGCCGUGACGGUGCUCGUGCCCAUGGUGGAGAAGUGGAAGCCGUCCAACAACGAGGCCGAGGACUACAUGGGCAUCGACCUGCACCUGCCGCUGCUCCAGAUGGUGAAGGGGUGGCAGGAGUCGGAGGCGAGCAUGACGGACGGGAGCAUCAUGAGCCUGAGCCUGGAAGACAGCAAGGGCAGCAUCCCCGCCCGGCCCGCCGGGUUCGCCGAGUCCUUCACCUCCGCCGACGGCCGGUGAAGCAUCAUCGUCGCCGUCAUCGUCAUCAUGUCUACAAGAAAUAAGUACAUUGUCUCUCCCGGACCUCCCUCCCCUGUUUUCGCACAGCGCUCGAUCUUGUAGGUAAAGUAAAAGGAGUUCGUCGUCGUCCAUGUGCUUGUGUUUCUGCCGCCGCCGCUGUAGAUAGACAUCUUGUUUUUGUUCUUGUUCACUUUUUUGUUCAACUGGGUACUACCUUAGGAUGGAUUGGUUGGUUGCCGUUUCCAUUAUUCCAGUCUUGAGACUGAAGCUUCUGGCUUUACCUAGCAAUCAAAUCAAAUCAUAUCA